CCGGUGUUCCCUGGGAUCCACGCAAGCGAAGAGCGUCUACAUUCCGAUUGGCUGUCAGUGUUUUGCCGCUGAAACGCGUCAUAGUAAUUUGCAUAAAGUUCAACAGUUUUCAACUUUUUUUGGACGCUCUGGUCGCUCAACUUUGGCCGCUGGUAGCGUUGGUCGCUCUGGUCGCUCUUGCCCAUAGAAAGUGAAUGACUUCCGGCGAUUUGGUAGCUCAAUUCGCUUCUGGUGUGGACGUACAGUAAGCAAGUUCAAAGAUGUGACCAAAUAAUGCAAUACGUCAUCUCUCCAGAGGGCAGCAAAAACUAAUUAUAAAGUAAGCAUUUUUUCAACUGUUUAGCCGCUAAUGUGUCAAUGAGCCGCCAAAAUGUACACGUUGACACGCACACUCACAUGUAGGCUACUGUUGUCGCAAAACCUGUAACCUAUUUCUAGCAAGCAAUGCAAAGAGAUUUGUUUUCCUUUACAACAUAUCAGAUUUCACCACCGCUCCAACGGUCACUACAAAGCACAACAAUGUUUACUCUAAUUAAAUUAUCUUUCACAAUAAAAAAUAUAUUAAACAAUUGUCUUUCAUUUCUAUUGUAAUACUUUUAACAUGAUUACUUCCAAUAGUGAAGUACUAUGAAUGGCCUACUGAUUUGAAGUAUGCUCAAGAAUAAACUUACCUUGCUUUGAGUUUUGGUUAUUUGCGUCUUUCAUUUAAAUGAUAUGAAUAUGAAGGGAUGCACACCUGUUGCCCAUAGUGUAAUCAGUGCACAGGUGAAACAAGCCAACCAGCCACACACACACACUUGGUGUGAGAGCUGCUGCAUGGAGCACCAGCGCCAUGGUUAAUUCAUCUUCACAAUAAAGCUGAUUCAAUACCACCACCCUGCGUCUUUGUGUUUGUAAGGAUCCCAGUAAAGUCACCUAGGUGGCGUGCCGCAAUGGACCGUGGUCCACUAUUAUUCAGCAGAAUACAUGACAGGCGUUUAAUUUUGAAACGCUCUAUGUAGCCUAGGUAUUCUCGGUGUAUUGCUUUAAUACCUAAACCUUUAUUAAUUAGUGGUUUGGUAGUCUUUCUUUCCCUACAAAUUCUUUCAGUGAGACAACUGUCAAGUAAAAAGGAAUAAGAAAAGGGUCUUUAUGAAAUAAGGUCUCGGAUUGCAUGCUUUGGACAUUUUAGGGGUGUAAGCCUAGGUCUACUUUCCACAGGCCUACGUUUCUCGUUUAUUGUCCUCUGUGUAAAGUGCUUCAUGCCAAAUAGGACAGCCUUUAUAUUAAUGGGGUUCAGACUCUGCUGCUUAUUUUAGUCCCUGUAGAUCCCCGUUGUUUUGGCCUUCAUAAUCCGGAGGAUUAUUUAAUAUUGUACUUUCUAAUGCUUUUGACACAUUUUAUGAUUUUUAACACGGAAAACCAAGAUCCAACGUUGGACAUGGAGCCCACAGAAAACACUGCUCUCACAGAACACGAUGGACCAACAAGGAGCAUGUCGCGGACACAGAUCUUCACAUUAAUAUCCGUGGCUUCUGUCAACUUUGGCUCAAUGAUCUGCUAUUCAAUACUUGGCCCGUUCUUCCCCAACGAGGCGGUCAAUAAGGGAGCCAGCCAGACGGCCAUCGGGCUCAUAUUCAGCUGUUAUGCGUUCAGCAACAUCAUUGGUGCGCUGCUAAUGGGGACAUAUAUUGUCCAGAUUGGUGCAAAAUUCAUGCUUGUGUCAGGCCUGUUUGUGUCAGGAGGAUGCACUAUCAUGUUUGGAUUCCUUGACAGAGCUCCCUCGGGGUCCGUGUUCAUCGCUCUCUGCUUCAUUGUGCGGAGCAUCGACGCCAUUGGCUUCGCUGCUGCCGCAACCUCUUCCAUCGCAUUGGCAUCUAAAGUCUUUCCAAACAAUGUAGCGACUGUCUUGGGUAGUUUGGAGAUGUUCACCGGACUGGGUCUCAUUCUGGGGCCACCUUUAGGAGGCUGGCUGUACCAGGCUUACGGAUACGAGCUUCCCUUCCUCGUUCUGGGCUGUAUCCUACUGCUGAUGGUUCCAUUCAACAUCAUCGUCAUGCCCAGCUGCGCUGCGGAGCCCUCGGAGAAUUCCUUUUUGCAAUUGCUGAAAGUCCCCAAAGUAUUGCUCAUCUGCUUCUUCAUGUUCAGCUUAAGCUCAGGCCUGGGCUUCCUGGACACUACCUUGUCCCUGUACGCGAUUGAGAAGUUCGGUCUUAGCCCGGGUUAUGUGGGCCUCCUCUUCCUGGGGGUCUCCUUACCUUACGGUCUGAGCUCGCCAGUUUUCGGUUUCUUUGCUGAUAAAUAUCCUACCUCAAGACGUUGGUUCUUGAUUCUCGGUGGCCUUCUCUCAGGGCUCUGUUUCUGUUUUCUUGGUCCAGCGCCAUUUCUCCACAUUACCAGCCAGCUGUGGUUGCUGAUCUUCAUGCUGUGCGUGAUCGGCUUUGGUUUGGGCCUUAGUCUCAUGCCUAGCUUACCAGAGAUCAUUGCCGCGGCACAUGAACAGGGCUUUGAAGAUGGACUUAGCACUCUGGGAAUGGUGUCUGGACUGUUUGGGGCCUGUUGGUCCAUGGGGAUGUUUUAUGGACCCAUGAUGGGUGGCGUUCUCACUCAACAUCUAACCUUUGAGUGGGCUGCAACUAUCCAAGGAGGGCUUUCAGUUCUGGCUGCCACACUACUUGGAUUGUAUUAUCAAUAUGAACAGUUAAAGAAGCGCAGUAUUGCAAAGGAAACUGGAAAUAAUUUUGUAGGAGAAGGAGGGAAUCUUUUGGCCUAAGCAAUCGGUCCUUACAAACAGCUAAAGAAGACGCUUCCUGAGGUAUAUGGUCCAGAGAUGGCUAUGAUUGGCAUAAAUCUGUAAGCUGCAUUAAAUACUUUUUUAUUUUUUAUUUAGUUGGGAAGUGUGUUGCACAGGUAACUGGAAACGAUUGUCCUGGGGAAACUGCGGAAGAAGCCACUGUGAUUAGGUGUUAGAUGACACUGUGAUGUGGGGUUAGAAGCCUGGAUACAUAGACCAGAUCUUAUGAUUCAAACCUACAGUGAUUUCCACAACGUACUAGCCCACCAGAACCCCCUGCCCACUAAGCUUCAGAGAGUGGUGGUGGUUUACCAGACAGUUUGAUCCUUCAUGUAUGAGCCGGGCUUAGCAAAAUUAUAAAAAAAAUGACCCUUGUGAUUGUAUUCCAGUUCCAACCUACUUCUGUUUGUAAAUUGGAAAUUAAAACUCAAAUGAAAGAAGUU
Messenger RNA from Gadus macrocephalus (Pacific cod), 3216 nucleotides. RefSeq names its product MFS-type transporter SLC18B1-like. The record is from RefSeq and is a predicted model, not a curated record. Gene Ontology annotation, molecular function: transmembrane transporter activity. The transcript is spliced from 14 exons. Gene Ontology annotation, biological process: transmembrane transport. Bases 1364 to 2752 code for a protein of 462 amino acids. Lineage: Eukaryota; Metazoa; Chordata; Actinopteri; Gadiformes; Gadidae.